This is a messenger RNA of Neohortaea acidophila, 1604 nucleotides long. RefSeq lists its product as uncharacterized. The transcript has a single exon. Bases 247 to 1374 code for a protein of 375 amino acids. The record is from RefSeq and is a predicted model, not a curated record. Lineage: Eukaryota; Fungi; Ascomycota; Dothideomycetes; Mycosphaerellales; Teratosphaeriaceae.
AAGCACUAUGUCGUUGGGGAAAGUAGGCGGAUGAUGUUGUCCCGCGGCCGAGCGAAGUGUUCUUUUGACGUCUCUCUUCUCUUUUCUACUCUUCACUCUUCACUUACCUAUUUCCUUGUCUCUUCAUCCUAUCUAUAUGGUGGCGCGAUGACAACCUGAAACAUCGGGCUCAUUGCUCUACUACACCUCAACUGUCGUUAAUACUUGCUCUCUUGGCCCCUCUCGCUCGUUUCCAAACUCGCCGUCAUGCACUUCGAUCGCCAGUUGCUCUAUCUGGCCUUUACCUUCUGCAUUGCACGAAGUACCGCCCUGCCAGCUGAGGAACUCCCUUCGCCACCCUCCACCCCGAACCCAUCGGCCACCAAAUCCUCGCCUCACGAGCUCCGGCAAGUUCUUGCCACCACAGCGACGCAGAAUGCGCUCUCCGUUCUCGAAGGCGCUCUUCCAAGCAGCAUCGAUUCUGCAUUAAACUCCGAUGCCAGCUCUUUCUUGGCCACCUUUCUGCAUCCAGCCUCGUCCGCGGCAGCAUUCAGCCAUUCCUCUUUCACACCUUCCUCCAAUCCUACCGAUACCUUCUCCUCAACGCCCGCCUCGCGGUCUUCCACUGUCGCCACAACAUCUUCGAGCGCAACGCCUUCCUCCUCCUCGACAACCACCACACCAGCGAUAAUACCCCACACAACCCAAACCCUACAAUCCACCACUCGGCAACAUGCGCCAUCCACCACAUCAACAUCCGCAACAACCAGCACCACAGCUCCCGCGCAAACCACCAACGCCCCACCGCACUCCGCCCCCUCCCACCCAAUCUCCAACGCAGCCGUAGCAGGCAUAGCCUCCAGCGCCUCCGCAGCAGCCAUCGUCCUCCUCCUCGCCGCCCUCUACCUCACCCGCCGCCACAAGCAAGGCAAACCCCUCCUCCCCUUCGCCCUCGCCAUCCCCUUCCUCAACCGCAGCGCCUCGAAACGUAGCGCCGCCAGCUCAGACAUCUACCCCAAAUCCGCCUGGCUCUACGACCCCGUCAUCACCCCGCCAAACCACAGCCGCCGCGGCUCCGAAGUCGAGCAAAAUCUGCUCUCACUAGACAGCAGCGGGAGGCAUUCCGCGUUUUUGCCCCGGCAUUCGCGCGGCCAUUCUGCGGAUGCGGAGCUGGAGGCCGAUAUGGGGUUCUACGAGGCGGAUUUGGGCAUGCCUAGUCCGAGCUUUCGAGGCGGGGCGGAGAGGUCGCAGAGUCCGACGCCGUUUUUGCCGGAGAUACACGUUUCGAUGGAUCAGGAGGGGUUGCUGGGGAGUUAUAACAAUCCUGCAUAUUUUGGAGGGGGAGGCCGGAGAGGCAGGCCGAUGAUGGACGAUAUCUCAGAAGAUGAGGAGUAGGGAGCGAUACUCGCAUAUGGAAUCACGAUGUAUGAUGUGAGGAUAGCGACUACAACGGAUGGAGAUAGAUUGGUGGAUUGCCUUUCGAGCGUGGCGUUGGUUUGGGGCUGGUUGAGAUACCCUCGGGAAUUUGUGACGGUGAUUGGAAGGGGCAGACUGCACAACGAGCUGAAUGAGAGAUCUGCUCGUUCUACGACGGGGAAUGACACAUAAUCGAAUCGCAUUUGGAU